Messenger RNA from Harmonia axyridis, 1202 nucleotides. RefSeq names its product DNA polymerase subunit gamma-2, mitochondrial (gene DNApol-gamma35). Gene Ontology annotation, cellular component: mitochondrion; cytoplasm. Bases 1 to 1098 code for a protein of 365 amino acids. The record is from RefSeq and is a predicted model, not a curated record. Gene Ontology annotation, biological process: mitochondrial DNA replication. The transcript is spliced from 5 exons. NCBI's taxonomy places the organism in Eukaryota, Metazoa, Arthropoda, Insecta, Coleoptera, Coccinellidae.
AUGUUUCGAAAAAUAGUAGAUUUUUGUACUAGAAAUUCUUUUCUUAAAAUUGUUGAAAGUUCUCCCACAAAUCAAUUGCUACUAGAACAGGGAUUACCUGGUACUCUUUUGGAAGAAAAUUUAAGGAGGGAAUGGUUUGAUAAUUUUUUGAAUAGUAAGGAAAUACCAGUAUUCUAUAGUAAAGGCGAUUUCAAGGAUACUUUUAUUUAUGCAAAAAGUUUAAUGAAUAAUAUGAUGCCAUUUGGAAUUAUUGAAGUAAUACCUAUAACAAAUAAAUUACCGGAUAUAAAAAAAGGUCCAAUUAACUUGAGUGAUUCAUCUGAGUUAACAGGAAAUUUCUCUGAUUAUUUCUUGAAUGAUUCUAGGUUAUUAUACACUGUUUUUAUGGCUCCUUCUAUGGCAAAUCAGUUAUUCCACCAAAUACAGAGACAGAGGAAAAUUUGGUGGCGAAAGAUUUCAGCAUCACCGGGCCGCUAUCAUUUGAGUGAUAUCCAGAAUGGUGAUUUGAAUUGUUCUAAGAGUUUUGUGAAUAUAAGUGCCAAAUAUAAAUGGGGAAAACGAACACUUGAAUCUAUAAGUUUGUUUUCCAACAAAUAUCCAGGAUUCACUAGCUAUGAGUUGUUGGUUAAAGAUGGAAGAAAAGACAUAGCAGCUAUUUAUAUUCAGAGUGAAACUAAUUUAUCACACCUUUUCCUGAACUCAUUGUGUGAUGCUUAUGAAGAACCACUAUUUCAAAAUGAAAAAAGGCCUUUACUAAGGUUCCACAGGAAAAUUGCUCCAUUCAAAAUAUCUUUCUCUAUUCCUUCAUCAACAAAUGCCGAGGCCUUAAAGGAACUUCAAGACUUGGCUUUAUAUCUAACUAAAUUAUUGCGAAACAAUUACAUUACAACAUUGCUUCUUCCAUUGAAUACAAGGAAAACUUUAGAAGCACAAUACAAACAGUAUGAUGAAUUAGGAAUACCUUUUACUAUCUACCUAAAUGAGAAUACUUUGAAAGAUGGAAUAACUUGGUUGAGAAGUCGUGAUUCAACUUUGAAGGAACAAGUGCAUGUAGCAGAGCUGGUUCGAUACAUAGAAAAAAUUUACAAGAAUUUUUGAUCGCAAAUCUAUCUAUAAUUGCUUCCUAAACAAGAAUAUAAUUAAGUUUUUACUAGUAAAAAUGGUAUUUUUCAAUUUCUGUAAUAAAAACACUGUAAAUAUCA